This is a messenger RNA of Esox lucius (northern pike), 5059 nucleotides long. RefSeq names its product nectin-3-like. Bases 149 to 1315 code for a protein of 388 amino acids. The record is from RefSeq and is a predicted model, not a curated record. The transcript is spliced from 8 exons. NCBI's taxonomy places the organism in Eukaryota, Metazoa, Chordata, Actinopteri, Esociformes, Esocidae. Gene Ontology annotation, cellular component: adherens junction. Gene Ontology annotation, biological process: heterophilic cell-cell adhesion; homophilic cell-cell adhesion.
GUUGCAAGCAUGAGAAAAAAAAAAAGAAAAUUGUCGUUACUAGCGAAUACAAGGAUAUGCGGGUAUAAAAGCUGAUUUAAAUGCUAUGUCGGUUGGCUACAUGCCAAUUCAACUAUGGAGUAAAUACCAAACCUUUUAGCAAGACGGAAUGAACCGAAUUGUGGUUUCAUCAUGGCCCUUUUUUGUUCUACUCGUCGUGAAUACGGGAUUGCGCACCAACACUCUGAAGGUGAUUGGAGGAAAGAGGACUGUGAUCCUGGGUGAAGAUGCUGACCUUUUCUGCAGAUUGUCUGAGGCUGAGGAGUUUGAUCAGAUAACAUGGCAGAAAGAGACCAGGGAAAAUCCCAACAAACAUAAUUUCUUUGUCAUUCAACCCAAUGGGAUUACUAAAGACGUGGAUGGGUUGAUAGGUAGAGUUCUGUUUAUUGGGAACACAUCAGAUUAUCUUGGAUCGAUUCGAAUAAGAAAUGUCAUGCUGUUGGAUGAAGGCACCUACACAUGCAUCUUCAGUGUUUCCAGUGGACCAAUCCAAACAGAGAUGUCUCUGACUGUGAUUGUUCCUCCAGUGAUGUCAGUGACAGGUCACGUCUCUCCUGUUGGGGACAAUGAAGUCGUCUUGGUAACCUGCAUUGCUGCAGCUGCCAAGCCAAAGGCAGAAGUAAUUUGGGACACUGGUGCUUUAAACAAAUCAUUGAGGUGGGUGACAAACUCCACCCAGCACGCCAACGGCACCAGUACAGUACUCAGCCAGCUUAUUGGGCUCCCAACCAGAACAGCCAAUCAGAAACAGGUUCAGUGUGUGGUCAACCAGUCUGCCCUGGAAGAAGAAAGAACCCUCUCCUACACCAUAGACAUCCACUAUCCACCUCAGACAGUAAACAUUAACGCAUCCUCCCAAGACAAAUACUUCCUGUGUGUUGGAGAUGGCAACCCAAAGCCCAACUACAUCUGGAGCAGAGAUGUCCAGCCAUGGCCUGGGUCUUCAGUCAGAACAGAUGGAGACACGCUGCAUCUCCUCAGUCUCAGCUCUGAUCUGAAUGGUCUCUAUGUCUGUGAGGCUUCAAACCUGUAUGGUAGUACAACUGGAUCCCUCUAUAUACAUAUAACCUCAGAGAUCUCUCCUGCCUGCUGGGUUCUACUUUUUGUCAUCUUAUGUCUGAUUGUUGCUGCCGCCAUUUUCUUAUGGUCCUGGUACAGAAAUGGGAAAUUGCCUUGUUCAGUGGCCAGUGCACCAGCACAGACAGAUCAAGACUAUGGUGGCGUGCCCAUACGACAACGUGUGACAGAAGACGAAGAGGAAGAGGCGGAAACAUGACGUUGGAAUCAAACCUUCUAAUUUACCUUUUUGCCAGACCACGUAAGCCUAGAAUAGUGAAUGUAUUUUACUGACUCACUGAGUGGUGGGGGAAAACUUAUUGAAAACAUCAGUCAAUUUAACACAAUGCUGAAUGGUGUCUAGCGACUAGUAAAAAGUGUAGACUAGUAAAACAUGUAGUGGUUAAACUGUGUCACGUGGGAGACCCAAGUUCCAAUCCAGUGUGGAUGGUGGUAUUUAAUCAUUUUAAUUGCGGGCCGCAAUAAAACUGUUCACGGUUAUAGUGCAACUAUUUCUUGUAGAUAUUCCAAGCAGGCAUCCUGGCGUGCUUUUUACCUUGGGAGAUGGAUGUGUAUACGUCGCUUAGUAAACAAAGAGUUAGCAUUCGCUAGCUAGAAACAACAUGUCCUAUUUAGUCAUGGAUAUUUACCUAGAGACUCGGACAGCAGCUGAGAUGGAGUUCGAUGAUGAACCAAUUAAUCCACAACACUUGCCCAGAAUGUCCGGUGUUUGGUGGUCUAGUUGUGAAUCAUGUGAUCUAAUGCUGACCGAAACGUAAUGCCUGUUGCAACGAGUGGGAACUGUUAAUGCCAAUGUGAAAUAUUGUGAAAAAUAUUGUCCUGGUAGAAUCUGUAAUCACUGUAAAUGGUCUAAUAUCAAUUGGAUAUGACCCCUCAUAUUUAUAAAAACAUCUGUCAUUUCCUCCUGGAGCCGGGGCCUGCUUGUAAAUCACAAUCUGUAGUGGUACGUUUUUAUUGUCAGGUUUAUUGUGUCACAUUUUAACCAAUCUGAGUAGAUUCUGGAACUUGUAGCUUUCCUCAAGCAACUACAGUGGUGCUCAAAAGUAUUCACCCCUCAUGGACUAUUUUUUAUUUUAACAUGAAAUCAAAAAAUACCAUAAUGUCAAUGUGGAAAAUAAAAUCUCUUAAUUGUUUUAUAUUAAUUACCACUAUAAUGUUUGUCACCAUUGACAUUAGAUACAGACCCUCUGUACCAAUGUUUGCCCUGCAUGGUUUUAGACACGCCCUUCUCAUAAUCAUUUAAGCCAGUGGUUCCCAACCAGGGUUACUAAAACCCCUGGGGGUACUUGGCCUUUCCAUAGUGGGUACUUAAACACGUUCAUGACACCAUAAUCUUCCUAGUAUAAUUAACAUGAGGGGGUACUUCAGGGGUAAUCCAAGCAGAACAAAAUUCUGCCGAUAGUACAGAGACUGAAAAAGGUUUGGAACUACGUCUGGGAAAUAGUUGAAUCUGGGAUUCCCAAAAGUGCCUCUACCAAAAAUAUAAUUCUCUGGAACAACUCUGGAACACUUUAUUUUUCACCUUGACAUUAUGGACUUGUUUUGUGUUGAUUAGUGGCAAAACAUCCAAAUUUUUAUCCAUUUUGUAAUGUUCCAUCCUUGAAUUAACUCAGACAACUUCAGACUAUCUUCGUUUUGGCAACUUUAUAUUAGACCCGGUUUCUAUACAAUAACAAAAAUAAAACAUUCUCUCAGUAGCUAGUUAGUGUACUUCUAAUAUACAAAAAACAACAAACUCACUAGAAGCUCACGAUCUCCACUGCACUCCAAUGCAUUCCACUGCACUCUACUGCACUCUGUGAUGUUCCCUAUGACCUGACAUUCUUAAAGAGGUAGUGCUGCAUUUCCCAGAAUAUAUAUCUCAACAGAAAAAAACAACACCUUCCUUUACAAGAAUAAAUGCCUUAUAUGGCUUGUCUUUUCCCCCUAAAAUAAUUUUUGCUCAGCUGUAAACAUUUCUUGGUCUAUUUUCUAGGGCGCAACAGUAACACAAUAAAAUAAAAAAGACUUAUGGGGUCAAUACUUUUGGGAGCCACUGUACCACCUGCAUUUGAAAUGUAGCACAAUGAGAACAAUGUAGGCUAAUACUUGAGCAUAAUGAACCUUUGUCAUUAGUGUAAGUUACCAACCUAUAGUAUCUCAUUGUUAUGGUACAGACAUGGGAAAUUGUCUUUGUAAAUGUAAUUUAGUGAAUUAAUAUGCUCGAGCACAAUGCACCAGGUUGAAGCUGCUAAUAUACUUCACGCUAAGUACAUGUACACAUUGUUUAUCUCUGAAUCAAAGCAUGAAAUUAUGGGUUAUUAAAAUGCUAUUUAAUAACUGGAGCUCCUUGCUUCAGAACCAGAUAGGUUGAAGACUAACCAAGACAAACAUGUUUCUGUGUGACUGAAAUAGCAAACCUGUUAACCUGCAUUUCUUUCAUUUUGACCAAUAUGUUAAACCUUCAGUUUUUGUUCUGGCAGUCGCACAUUUACUUCUUUAUAGACAUUUUAUUGGCCAGAGAAAGUAGCCUUGUUGCAGCACAUGACAUGGAAGUCCCAGCCCAUUCUCUCACAUCAAAGUGUAAUAUAAUUACUGUGGGAACAUAUCAUGCAAUUUAAUACAGAAUACAUACCAUGCACUUUAAUACAGACAGAGGUGAACUUGGCAGAAAGCGCUGAUGGAAAGUCCCCAAAAGGCCCCCUUAGAACAUGAGAUCAUUGUAAAAUGGCUUUGCUCACCAAAACAGCUUUAUAAGGAUUUCUGCCAAGUUCAACUCUGUUUAGUGUUAUUGCUGGACCGUGUAAGCAGAGCUGACCUAGAAAAGCGAAUAUCUCUUACUGACGAAAAGGUCUGUUAUCGUCACCUAUAUAGAUACAGUACUUAUUGUAUCAAUGUCAUUCACGAAUGGCUAAUAAGCUGUUAAAACAGCCAGUGAUGAAAGCCAUACAGUUCAUAGAUGUUAUUUGUGGUGGAGGUAAACUUAAUAAGAAACAUGACUCCGUUUAACACAAUGCUUAAUUAACAAUGCUUAAUUAACAGCUAAUAGGACCUGUAGUUCUCUAGUCCGCAUUUCUAACCACUAUGCUAUUUAACAAAGGGUAGUCACUCACUCACACAGUCAGUAAGACACAUUCCCUCUUCUAGGCCAGCAAAAGUACAACUCACAGGAUUGUACAGUAUGUGUACAGAAGCAUAUUUCUAUGAACUCUUACAAUUCAUAGAGUUAAGGCAACUUAAUGUCAGUUUACUUUUGAAAACUGCUAUGUUCUGCAUUUUUUAAAUAUGAACUGGGGAUGAGGGUUCACCUGUCUCCUAAGAGGACUAUGUUCAGACAUGAGAGAAAACCAGCUUGAUGUAGCACAGGGAUGUUCUAAAAUUUAGUUUAUCAGCAGUGCUUUUUCUGUUUGUUUCUUUUUAAUGUUUGUGAUGUCAUGCAUAUUCCCAGUGUUGCAUAUGGUUUUAUUUUGCUAACAGGCUCUCAUAAAGAUAGAUGAGUUGGUUUUAGAGACACAUAAUAUAUGCUAUCUGCACACUUAUAUAAAUAAUUGUUUUGGGAUUAAAUUCAAUUUUUGUCAUCAAGAACCCAUGUUCUGUGAACAAACCAUGGAAAAGGAAGAUAAGAGAGCACCAAACUUACUCCUGAAACCAAAACUGUCAGAUUCGCUCUGUACACUUGUCACAUGACUAAUUACAAUACAGAGAGUGGAUUGUAAGCUAAAAUGGCUUUAUAAAACAACAGUGUGUGAUGGUGCUGCUUGCUCCACCUUGCGGGAGUUCUAACCGCUCCCUGGAGCAGAUGGCAGCAACACACCCAUCACACACACACACACCUGUUUUGAGUUAGUUAUUAGGAUGUCUAAAUUAGUUCCUGGUUUUUACCUGCACCUCACAAGUUAUUGUGUCUGUUUGUUGGACCUUGUGGUAACAGCUUUAUUAAAAUAGAACUAAACGUUUUUCUCCA